Molecule: messenger RNA, 1506 nt
Organism: Cynara cardunculus var. scolymus (artichoke)
Lineage: Eukaryota; Viridiplantae; Streptophyta; Magnoliopsida; Asterales; Asteraceae
Product: 12-oxophytodienoate reductase 1-like
Exons: 5
Coding region: 126-1262 (378 amino acids)
Molecular function (GO): oxidoreductase activity; FMN binding
Source: RefSeq, a predicted model, not a curated record
CUCGAUGGAAACGGAGCCAAUUGUUUCUGUCUACGAUUGCUUGCUCUCCGCCGUGUAUUCACUGAAUUCGGCAUCUAUAAGAACAACCCACCCACUUCACUUGCUCUUCUCAAUCAAGGUUAAAAAUGGCCGCUAMACAAGGAGAAAAACACGUCCAAGAAGAUGGGAAAACCCCCCUUCUCACCCCCUACAAAAUGGGAAAUUUUGAACUWUCUCACAGAGUUGUUUUGGCACCUCUAACAAGGCAAAGAUCAUGGGGCAAUGUCCCUCAACCACAUGCUAUCUUAUAUUAUUCACAAAGAACAACCAAAGGAGGCCUUCUUAUUACAGAAGCCACUGGUGUUUCAGAUACUGCCCAAGGGUAUCCCGAMACGCCAGGCAUAUGGACAAAGGAACAAGUCAUGGCAUGGAAACCGAUUGUGGAUGCSGUUCAUGCAAAAGGCGGAAUCUUUUUCUGUCAAAUUUGGCAUGUUGGGAGGGUUUCAAAUACCGGUUUUCAGCCAAACGGGCAAGCCCCGAUAUCUUCCUCGGACAAACCAUUAACACCUCAAUUAAGAAGCAAUGGCUUUGAUGUUGCAGAAUUUUCACCUCCAAGGAAACUAACAACAGAGGAGAUUCCYCUUGUUGUUAAUGAUUUUAGACUUGCUGCAAGAAAUGCAAUUGAAGCUGGUUUUGAUGGAGUUGAGAUCCAUGGCGCUCAUGGUUAUUUAAUCGAUCARUUUUUGAAAGAUCAAGUAAACGAUAGGACAGACCAAUAYGGUGGCUCUCUAGAAAACCGUUGCAGAUUUGCUUUAGAAAUAGUUGAGGCCGUUGUAAAUGAGAUAGGAGCAGAUAGAGUGGGUAUACGAUUAUCCCCAUUUGCAAACUACAUGGAAUCAGAGGACUCAAAUCCGAAAGCUUUAGGUCUUUAUAUGRCUGAAUCUUUGAAUGCAUACAAGAUUCUUUAUUGCCAUAUGGUGGAACCAAGGAUGAAAUUAGUAGGCGAAGCAGUCGAAUGCCCUCACAGUCUUGUGCCAAUGAGAAAAGCAUUCAAAGGAACUUUUAUUUCUGCUGGAGGGUAUGAUAUGGAAGACGGUAACAAAGCCUUGUCUGAAAACCGAACAGAUCUUGUUGCUUAUGGUCGUUGGUUUUUGGCAAAUCCAGAUUUGCCAAAAAGAUUCGAGCUUAAGGCUCCUCUUAACAAGUAUGAUAGGAGCACGUUUUAUACACCUGAUCCUGUCGUUGGAUACACCGAUUACCCAUUUCUGGAAACCACGGUUUAAGUUCGUUAGAGUCGAUCUAAGCACACAAGUUUGAAGAAAUUAGAACGAAGAUUCUGAUARGUUGGAAAUGUUGAGUAAAAGCAUUGAUCAAAUUAAAGGGUCUGAAAUAAUCCAUGUUUAUUUACGUGAAGUUAUCUGAGGGUGAUUGGCAAAUUGCAAUAUAGUGUUUGUUUCCUUGUUUUAUGUUUUGUGAAAUUAAUARAUACUCUGUUAUGACGGUGUCACUAGCAAAUGUUAUUGAGAC